GUGAGAGAUGGAAAGUAAAUUAAUAAGAAAAGGGGAAGAGAGAUGUUGAGGUAGUUUAUUUGAGGAGAGAUUUGAUCGGAUCACAAUGUUAAGACUAAGUCUCCUGGUUAUCCUGCUCUCCCACUCGGCCUGCUCGAUGCUGCUGGGAUGGGUGGAGUCUCCAGGAUAUCCCAGUGGAUACUUGCCCCAUGCCAGUCUUAACUGGAGCAGGUGUGCCCCCAAAGGUCACACCCUCUCCAUCAGGCUCAUCCACCUGGACCUGGAGGACAGCCGGGACUGUGAAAACGAUGCAGUGAAGGUCUAUUCAAAUGGAAACUUGAUUUAUGUUCUGUGUGGCAAAAGGGAAUUUGAGGAACUCCAAUCCACUGUAAAUCCCCUGCUCGUCUCCUCUCCGGGCGGCUGCCUCUCUCUGUCUUUCCACUCCGACUACUCAAACACCAAGAGGCACACUGGCUUCAGAGGCUUUUACACUGUGCAAGACUUUAAUGAAUGUGAGGACGACCCAGAAAACGGUUGCACCCAGUUCUGUCACAACUUCAUCGGAGGGUACCACUGCUCCUGUCGCCAUGGCUACCACCUGGGCAUGGACAAACACACUUGCACAGUGAGUUGUAGCAAGGACCUGUCAGGGUUGAACAAAGGAGACAUAUCCAGUCCCUCCUGGCCUGGUUCAUAUGCAGAGAAUGCCAACUGUCAGUACACCCUGUCUGUGGAGGCCCACCUGCAGCUGGAGCUGCACUUCUCUGGGGUUUUCGAUGUGGAGCAAAGCCCUGAUGGUCAAUGCAUAGACGCACUGAGGAUUGAGACUCUCUCUGGGACUCUGGGACCAUUCUGUGGCGACUCGCCUCCCCCAUCUCCCCUCCUCACUCACUCACAUCACGUCAAAAUCCACUUUACCUCUGACGGCUUCGGCACAAACAAUGGCUUCAGUUUCCACUUCAAGACCAGAGGAAAGGUCUGUCCAGCGGUCGUAACCUCACACUCCACUGCGACUCCUCACAAACCAGAACAUCAUCCAGGUCAAACAGUGACAGUUACUUGUGAUCUUGGCCAUGUUGUGAAUAUUCAAGGCAUCCAGACCUUGUCAACAGAGUAUGAGACAACAUGCCUGAGUACAGGCCAAUGGGUCCCUUAUCACCCCUGUGAAUCUGUAAAUUGUGGCUAUCCUGAUAUCCCAGAAGAUGGUAUUCUGCAGUUGGUGGGCUCAGAUAAUUCACACACUCAGUUUGAAGACCAGAUCCACUUUUACUGCAGUUCAAAGUACUAUACCCUGGAUGGAGACGACACAUACACUUGCAGUGCCAGUGGUGAAUGGGUAUCAAGUGGCGGAGACUCAAAGUUGCCAAAAUGCAAUCCAGUGUGCGGGAUGCCUGAAAAAGAAUCUGUGAGUGCAGGCAGGAUUUUAGGAGGUCAGAAUGCAGUGCUGGGAGAAAUACCUUGGCAACUUUUGAUAAAAAGGCCAAGCAGAGGAGGAGCAUCACUAAUCAACGACCGGUGGGCCGUCACAGCAGCUCAUGUUGUGGAGGGGGUAGAGGAAACUUCUUUGCAGCUGUAUGGUGGACUGGUAGAUGGGAAGAAAACAUCUUAUGCAGUGUCUGACGUAGUUGUCAUGGACAGUGAGAAGAUCAUAAUUCAUCCGGGCUAUGACACAAGCAUUCCACCUGAGAGGCGCACCAAUUUUGACAAUGAUAUUGCUCUUAUCAGAUUAGCUUCCAGGGUGAAUUUGGGCCCAAAACUCCUUCCCAUCUGUCUGCCACCUGUAAACAGGGGCAUGGUGGAAAAUGAGCAAGGCACAGUUUCAGGCUGGGGGAUUACAGAAGUGAGGAAUACUUUUGCCAAGUCUCGUAUUUUGAAAUACGCUCACAUCGGGGUCUACUCCCUCGAUGUGUGUCGGGAUACACCUUACUCAUCACCUAACAACCGCAUGACUUUCACUGAUAACAUGUUCUGUGCUGGAGCAGAGGGGAAGGACAGCUGUCAGCAAGACAGUGGAGGUCCAUUUGUUCUACCUAUGUUGUCUACAGGCAGUGGGCCUUAUAAUCUGGUUGGCAUUGUGUCCUGGGGAUCCCGCUGUAACGAGAGGAAGUUCAAGGGGUAUUACACCAAAGUGGAGAAAUAUGUACACUGGAUUAAGGAGACAAUGGAUAAAGUAGACAAAUCUACACUGGAAACAACAUUAAUGUUUCACUUGAAUGUGAGGCAUUUGCUCCUACAACAGUUGAUCAGUUCACUCACAGAUAUAUUUAAUUCAGAGAUGGGGUGGACCCACUGUAUCAUCUGGUUUCUGUAUGUGUCAGUGUGUGAGUGCUGGCCGCUGCCUGACUCUGAGCCUCUAAUGCACGGGGAGGUCCAGUCCCCCCAGUAUCCGCAGCCUUACCCUAUCAACCUGCUGGAGCAAAGGGACCUCAGUGUACCCGAGGGCUACCAGAUCCGACUCACCUUCACACACAUGGACAUUGAAGCUUCUGCAGGCUGCUACUACGAUUCCCUUACAGUUCUCUAUGAUGGAAAGGUCCUGGGAAAGUUUUGUGGCCAUGAGAAUUCUGCCGAUGGGCAUCACCCUGGCAACCAGCCCAUCUUCUCUCCAGGCAAUAGACUCACCCUCAUCUUCCAGACAGACAGCAACAACCCAGAGCGUCACCAGAAUGUGGGCUUCUCUGCUCAGUAUCAGGCAAUAGACAUAGAUGAGUGUUCUGCGCCCGCCCCCGUAGAUGGCUCAAGUCCACUCUGCGAUCAGAUCUGCCUCAACACCCUUGGCUCAUACCUCUGCUCUUGUCACCACGGCUAUGAACUUCGCUCAGACCAGCGCACCUGUGUGUUAUCCUGCGGUGGUGGUAUUUUUGAUGAGCCAGAGGGACAUCUGUUCAGUCCAGGAUACCCUAACUCCCCACCGCAUGCCGUGUCCUGUCAGUACAUCAUUUCUGUAGAAUCUGGCUUCACUGUGUCUCUCAACUUCUCUGACAACUUCCACAUCGAGAGCGUGGGCACUCAGCAAGGCCCAAACUGUCUCCAUCACUGGCUGCAGGUGACCAUUCAAGACAAAGAGCCCAUGAAGCUGUGUGGUGCAAAGAGUCCAGGCCUGAUAGACACAAACUCCAAUACUGUCAAACUGGACUACCACACUGAUGAUGAAGGUCUGAGCAACGGCUGGAGCCUGGACUACAGCACACAGAGAGUGCAGUGCCCAAUCCCUGCUAAAGUAGUUAAAGGCAGAGUCACACCGAUCUUGACCGAAUAUUUCUACAGAGACUACAUCUUUGUGCGAUGUGACCAAGGAUACAAGCUGAUGACGGAUGGUCAGGAGAUUGAGAGCUUCUCUACCAUGUGCCAAAGCAACGGACAGUGGCACCUCCCUCUGCCAGAAUGCCACAUAAUUGAUUGUGGAGAACCUGAAUCUUUGCUGAAUGGAGGGGUGACCUUCCUGUCUGGCUUUCAGAAUCAGUACCGUUCUGCUGUUCAGUAUCACUGUAAUGAACCAUUUUACUCUCUCCUUGGGGGCGUAAAUGUUAGCUUCACCUGUGAAGCAGACAGAAAGUGGAGAUCCAACCAUGAUGCUGUUAUCAGUCCAAUGUGCCUACCAGUUUGUGGCAAGCCAACAGCACUCAUCUCUUCCUAUGAGAGGAUCAUUGGAGGCAAUGAUGCUCCAGUGAAUACCAUCCCUUGGCAAGUGCUACUGAGUGUAGAUGGAGGCAGAGGAGGAGGCAUGGUGAUUGCAGACCACUGGAUUAUGACUGCAGCUCAUGUCGUAGCAAAUAAUAAUGGAACACCAGCAUCAAAGGACGUUGUACGGAUUUACAUGGGACUUAAUGAAAUUCAAACCUUAAACGUCUUGCCUAUUAAUGCUGCCUCAGUCCAUGUUCACCCUGGUUACAACAACAUCAACAAUGUAAACUACAACAAUGACAUUGCAUUGAUCAAACUGGAAGACCCGAUCACAUUCACUUCAUCCGUAAUGCCCUUAUGUUUGCCAGCAGAGGAAGACACAUACCUCACUGGCACCAUUGGAUUGGUGUCAGGCUUUGGCGUUACAGAGACGGCAGACAAACGACGGGUUUUAACAAAUAAGCUGAAGUACUUGCAGGUCCCUGUGGUGGAGCAGGGGAUAUGCAGUACUUCCAUCACUGCGUUUAGGAGGACAAGGCCUGGCGUACCAAACCUGACAAAUAACAUGUUUUGUGCUGGAGUCCCUGAAGGUGGGAAGGACUCCUGCCAAGGUGACAGUGGAGGCCCCUAUGCCCUAUAUGACAAUGGACGGUUCUGGGCUGCAGGGAUUGUGAGCUGGGGCGUUGACUGCGGCAAGAAGGGAACAUAUGGAAUCUAUACCAAAGUCACCAACUACGUGGACUGGAUCAAGAAGACCAUGGAAGAGAACUGAAAUUUACAGUAAUUCAUUACAACCUGAUGUGAAGAUGAUGACAUUUCUAAUAAAAUAAGAAGAAAGAGAACUAAUUUUGCUAUUUAAUUAUACUCUUGUCUGCAGAAUUAAUAGAUAUUGUGUCACAAGAAAAGUUGUGAAUUAAGAUAAUCUUCCAGUUGAUGAUAAAACGAUUAAGUACAAAUUCCUGCUUAUGAUGAUUAGAACCAUUUCAGAACUUUCUAAAGUUAUUGAAUGAAUGCCAUACACAUUCUUCACUAGUCAUUGCAUUGUAUUUUCAAAAGCAUCUUUUCUUCAAGUGUGAAUAAAGUGAUAUAAUGCAGAUCUA
Molecule: messenger RNA, 4703 nt
Organism: Seriola dumerili (greater amberjack)
Lineage: Eukaryota; Metazoa; Chordata; Actinopteri; Carangiformes; Carangidae
Exons: 24
Coding region: 86-4375 (1429 amino acids)
Biological process (GO): proteolysis
Molecular function (GO): calcium ion binding; serine-type endopeptidase activity
Source: RefSeq, a predicted model, not a curated record